GGGGACACACUCGGGGGGACACGGGGCCGGUGUCCCCAGGGCUGCGGGACACCCGCGAGGGGUGGGGACAGCCCCGGGGGCAGGGCCAGCCCCCCGCCCCCCGUGCCUCAGUUUCCCCUCCCCUCGCUGCUUACUCAUCGCCAUCGAUCGCAUCGAUCCCCCCGGCCCGGGGGGGCUCCAGUGAACCUUUCCCCCCCAGUUUUGGGGCCCGCUCGGGCCGGACCCCCCCGGCUGCGACCCCCGACCCCCGGGGGGCUGCGGGGAGCGCGGGGAGCGCCCCUGAGCCCCCUCCCCAAUAAACCCCCAAACUUUUUGGGAUUUUUUGGCAAAAACCCACGGGAGAGCGCGGGGGGGCCGGGGCCAGCGGAGGAGGAGGAGGAGGAGAGGAGGAAGAGGAGGGCAGGACAGGACGGGCAGCACCCGCGCCGCGCUCCCGCCGCUCCGGAGAGCCCCGCCGGCUUUGGGGGGACCCCCGGUGCCCCCCAUGCCCAGGGGCCAUGGGCAUCCAGGGCAUGGAGCUGUGCGCCGUGGCCGUGGUCAUCCUCCUCUUCAUCGCCGUGCUGAAGCAGUUCGGCAUCCUGGAGCCCAUCUCCGCCGAAGACAGCGGCGAUGCCGACGUGGAGCUGCCGAGCGCCCGGCACCAGCCCGAGGGGCUGGAGCAGCUGCUGGCUCGCACCAAGUUCACCAAGCCGGAGCUGCAGUCGCUCUACCGAGGCUUCAAGAGCGAAUGCCCCAGCGGCCUCGUGGACGAGGAGACCUUCACGCUCAUCUACUCGCGGUUCUUCCCCCACGGCGGUGAGUCGGGGGUCCCGCACCCCCGGGGGGCCGGGGCAGCUCCCGCGCGGAGCCGGGAGUCACCGGCCGGCCCCGCAGACGCCAGCUCCUACGCACACUUCUUGUUCGACGCCUUCGACGCCGACCGCAACGGCGCUCUGUGCUUCCAGGAUUUCGCCGUGGGGCUCUCGGUGCUGCUGCGGGGCACGGAGCAGCAGAAGCUGAGGUGGGCGUUUGACCUCUACGACGUGAACAAGGACGGCUACGUCAGCAAGGAGGACAUGCUGGAGAUCAUGAAGUCCAUCUAUGCCAUGAUGGGCCGCUGCACCGAGCCCGCCCUGGGGGCCAGCGCGCCCGCCCAGCACGUGGAGCUGUUCUUCCAGAAGAUGGACAGGAACAGGGACGGCGUGGUGACCUUCGAGGAGUUCCUGGCCACGUGCCAGGAGGACAAGGACAUCAUGAGCUCCAUGCAGAUCUUCCACAACGUGCUCUAGACCCUGCUGCCCCCGGAGCUUCUCUGCUGCUUCAGACAAAGAGGCAGAGAAAUCCAGCAUGGGGCUGCCAGAGACGGGACAGGACCAGGACCAGGACCCGGACCAGGACCCGGACCAGGACCAGGACCAGGACCAGGACAAGGACGACGCUGCCACCGGAGCCCCCCGGGCGCGGUGCUGCCAGCGCAACACAGACCCAUUUUGGGUGUCGAGCUCCCCCCCACAGGGACCUCCCCCCUUGGUGUGCGGGGACCUGACGGAGCACAGAGCCGACCCCGGGACAUGGGGGCCCUCAGAGCUGGGACCCCCGGGUGCGGGGUGGGGGUCUCCAGGUGGCAGCCGUGAAAGGGAGCCCCCAAACACCAACGCCGAGCACGGCCCCUGCUCCCCCGGCAGCGUGGGGACGGGGCAUUUUAUAAAUAAACCAAACGGUGACGACU
This is a messenger RNA of Motacilla alba alba, 1708 nucleotides long. RefSeq names its product calsenilin-like. Gene Ontology annotation, molecular function: RNA polymerase II cis-regulatory region sequence-specific DNA binding; DNA-binding transcription repressor activity, RNA polymerase II-specific; calcium ion binding. The transcript has 7 exons. Bases 498 to 1268 code for a protein of 256 amino acids. NCBI's taxonomy places the organism in Eukaryota, Metazoa, Chordata, Aves, Passeriformes, Motacillidae. Gene Ontology annotation, cellular component: voltage-gated potassium channel complex; nucleus. Gene Ontology annotation, biological process: regulation of potassium ion transmembrane transport; negative regulation of transcription by RNA polymerase II. The record is from RefSeq and is a predicted model, not a curated record.